Melanaphis sacchari is the source of this 1870-nucleotide messenger RNA. Its product is annotated as erbin-like. The transcript is spliced from 11 exons. Gene Ontology annotation, biological process: neurotransmitter receptor transport, endosome to postsynaptic membrane; neurotransmitter receptor transport postsynaptic membrane to endosome. The record is from RefSeq and is a predicted model, not a curated record. NCBI's taxonomy places the organism in Eukaryota, Metazoa, Arthropoda, Insecta, Hemiptera, Aphididae. Gene Ontology annotation, cellular component: postsynaptic membrane; postsynaptic density; adherens junction. Gene Ontology annotation, molecular function: protein binding. Bases 82 to 1782 code for a protein of 566 amino acids.
CAUUUUUGAAACAGAUUCCCACCAAGUUGAACUGUUCGAAUUUUCUUGAUUUUUUUUUUAGUGAUCAUGUUUAACCGAUAAAUGAAAAUCAUGUCUCUUUUAUCAUGCUUUGGUCGAAAAAGUACUAACCAUCAAUAUGAAGAAUAUAUUGAUUUUAUUGAUAUGAAUAACACGGAUCUAGUUGAUGUACCAUUACAUAUAUUUCUAUAUGAAAGGACCUUAGAGAAGUUAUUAUUAUCUUCCAAUCAUAUUAAAGAUUUACCGUCACCUUUAUUUCAUUGCGGUCAGCUAAAAGUAUUACAUAUAAGUGACAAUAGAUUAGAACAUCUCCCAAAAGCAAUUGGAUCUUUGGUUAAUCUUGUUGAGUUAGACGUGAGCAGAAAUUAUUUAUCAACAAUUGACGAAAAUAUAAAGAACUGUAAAAAACUUUCUAUUUUAAACUUAAGCGCCAACCCUAUUUCAAUAUUCCCUAUACCUUUGACGCAAGUAUUGUCUUUAGAAGAACUCUGUUUAAAUGACACACAAUUAGAAUUUAUACCAGCAAACAUUGGAAGACUUAUUAAUCUAAGAGUAUUAGAAUUAAGAGAUAAUAAAAUAUCUCAAAUCCCCAAGGCUGUUUCACAUUUAAUGCAAUUAUAUAGACUUGACAUUGGACAAAAUGACUUCAUCGAUUUUCCUGCUGCAAUUAGUGAUCUUUACGGACUACAUGAGUUGUGGAUAGACUCCAAUGAUAUUAUGGACAUUCCUUCUGAAGUUAGCAAUCUACACGAAUUAUGGUAUUUUGAUGCUAGUUAUAAUAGAAUUUCUAAAAUUGAUCAAGAUAUUCAAUAUUGUUCAAAAUUAAAAGACCUUCAUUUAUCAUUUAACAAUUUAAAAAGUUUACCAAAUUCAAUGAAGCAUUUACACGAUUUAGUCACAUUAAAGGUAGAUCAUAAUUGUCUGAAACAAAUGAAUGGUAUUUUUGAAGGUCUUCAGUGUCUAGAAGAACUUGAUGCUUCUUACAAUUGUUUAGAAACUUUAUCACCUACUGUUGGCUUAAUGAGAAAAUUAAUUACUUUACGUUUGGAUGCCAAUCGAUUAACCAGUUUACCAACAGAAAUUUGUAGCUGUAGAAGCUUAAGAGAACUUAGCCUACGAUCUAAUAAUUUAUCAAGUUUACCCGAUGGCAUUGGAAGCUUACAAAAUUUAGUUGUUUUAAUGUUGACACAAAACAAGAUAACAAAUCUUCCCCUUUCAGUUCUUAAGUUAAAAAAUCUAAAUGCACUAUGGCUUUCAGAAAAUCAAAGCAAACCAUUAACACCUUUACAAAAUGACUAUGAAGAUGAGACUGGAAAACAUAUUUUAACUUGUUAUUUAUUACCACAAAGAGAAGAAAGUUAUAUGGAAGUUAAAGAUCAAAGUCAUAAACCUCUUAAAACAAAUACAAGAAUCAGGUUCACUGAAGAUUCUGGCUUAGAAGAACCAGGAAAUUUAAUGAGAGUUCCUACACCACAUCCCAAAAAAAUGAGAGCAUUUGCAAAAAUGUUAUUGGAAAGGAAAAAGAAAAAUAAUGAACUAUCGAGCGAAUUUGAUAAACAACAUUCUUCUGAAAUUGAUAAUUGUACAAUAAUAGAUCAAGAAGCAGAAAAAAUGGAACAACUUUAUCAAAUGAAAAAUUGUGUGAUUAAACCAGAAAAAAUAUAUGAACCAAAAGUAAACACACAAAGGGUUCCACCACCUUACCAUAUUGCAGCAGCUUACUCAAAACAAGUAACAUUUUUUAAUAAUGAAAAUCUUAGCUGAAAUAGAGGUAAGUGAUUAAAUGAAUAAAUAUGUUUAAGAUAAAAACAUAGUUAUUUUCAUACGAUUAAAUUUAACUUAAAUUUCCUAA